AUGAAGGGAACAGUUGCUGCCGCCGCCGUCGCGGUCCUGGCCUCCGGUGCCCAGGCCGCCUACCCUCACCACCGUCGCGCUCACGAUCUGUUCAAGCGAGGCGAGGAGAGCUGUGUCCCCGGUUGCACCACCAUCUGGACUACCAUCUACGGCGAGCCCACUCUUGUGCCCAACCCUCCCCCCAAGACUUCUUCCGUUGUCACCAGCAGCGCCGCGCCAGUUCCCACCACCUCCAAGGUUGAGGUUCCCACCAAGCCUGCAGUGACCUCCUCCAAGGCCACCACCUCCGAGGCGGCCCCUACCUCCACCGAGGUCGUUGUCGUUGUCCCUCUCCCCACCCCUGAGGUCCACGAUUGUCCUACCCCCGGCACUUACACCUUCCCCGCGACCACCGUCACUGUGACCGAGUCGACCACCGUUUGCGGCGCCCAGACCACCAAGGUUCCCGCUGGAACUCACACCCUUGGCGGUGUCACCACCAUCGUCGAGACUGCCACCACCGUCACCUGCCCCUACGCCAAGGAGACCGAGGUCAACGGCGUUGUUACCAGCGUGAUCGACACCACCGUGUAUGUCUGCCCCAGUGCCGGCACCUACACCAUCGCUCCCAUCACCAAGUCCUGCGAUGUCGAGACCGUCCUGGUCUACCCCGUCCCCACCAGCUACGCCCCUGGUACCUACACUGCUCCUGAGCAGGUUGUCACUGUCACCGAGACCGGUUACGUCUACGUCUGCCCCUACUCCAGCGAGGGCCUCGUUUCCACCACCUCGGUUCCCGUCAAGGUGGCUGCCCCUACCACCACUGCCGUUGUCUACAAGGCCCCUUCCAGCGCCGUCUACGAGGCUCCCUCCAGCGUCGCCUACAAGGCUCCCUCCAGCGUUGCUUACUCGGCUCCUUCCAGCGUCGCUUACUCGGCUCCCAAGUCUAGCGUCACCUCCAGCAAGUCUACCUCCAAGUCAAGCUCCAAGAGCUACAGCAGCGGCAACCUGAAGGGCAGCAACGACCACUAUGGUAUCACCUACACUCCCUACGACUCCUCCACCGGCGAGUGCAAGUCCGCCUCCGAGGUCAAGUCCGAUAUCAAGAUUCUCAAGGAUAAGGGCUUUAGCAUUGUCCGAUCCUACUCCACUGAUUGCGACACCCUCACCUCCGUCGGUCCCGCUUGCAAGGAUACCGGCAUGGACAUGAUCAUUGGUGUCUUCGUCAAGGAGACUGGCUGCAGCUACAACACCCCCGACAUCAAGAAGCAGGUUGAUGCUAUCGCUGCCUGGGCUCAGUGGGAUCUCGUCAAGCUCUUCGUUGUCGGAAACGAGGCUAUCAUGAACGGAUACUGCUCUGCUACUGAGCUCGCUGAGCUCAUCACCGUUGUCAAGUCCAAGUGCUCCAGCUACACUGGUCCCUAUACCAUCGCCGAGACCCUUAACAUCUGGCAGCAGACUGGUGUCGCUGACACCAUCUGCCCCGUUGUCGACGUUACUGGUGCCAACAUCCACCCCUACUUCAACGCUGCCACUGAGGCUUCUGCCGCUGGUGAGUUCGUUAGCGGUCAGCUCGAGCUCCUCCACGACAUCUGCUCCGGCAACGAGGUUAUCAACCUGGAGUGCGGUUGGCCUACUCAGGGUGAGUGCAACGGUGUCGCCUGCCCCGGUGAGGAGCAGCAGGCUGCCGCUAUUGCCUCUAUCCGUGAGAACUGCGGUGAUAAGACCGUCUUCUUCUCUUACGAGAACGACAUGUGGAAGGAGGCUGGCUCCUGCGGCUGUGAGCAGAGCUGGGGCUGCAAGAACAACUUCUAA
This is a messenger RNA of Ilyonectria robusta, 1794 nucleotides long. Its product is annotated as glycoside hydrolase superfamily. Bases 1 to 1794 code for a protein of 597 amino acids. Gene Ontology annotation, molecular function: glucan endo-1,3-beta-D-glucosidase activity; 1,3-beta-glucanosyltransferase activity. Gene Ontology annotation, biological process: cell wall organization. Lineage: Eukaryota; Fungi; Ascomycota; Sordariomycetes; Hypocreales; Nectriaceae. Gene Ontology annotation, cellular component: fungal-type cell wall; extracellular region; cell surface. The transcript is spliced from 2 exons. The record is from RefSeq and is a predicted model, not a curated record.